This is a messenger RNA of Vicia villosa (hairy vetch), 441 nucleotides long. RefSeq names its product glutathione S-transferase L1-like. Gene Ontology annotation, molecular function: glutathione transferase activity. The record is from RefSeq and is a predicted model, not a curated record. Lineage: Eukaryota; Viridiplantae; Streptophyta; Magnoliopsida; Fabales; Fabaceae. The coding region runs from base 64 to 441 and encodes 125 amino acids. The transcript has 4 exons.
AUUUUCUUGGAAGUAACAACAACAAAGUUUGUGUGACAUAUUGGCUAAACAUCAAGGUUCAAAAUGUAUAUUGAUACUCACUUUGAAGGACCUUCCCUUUUUCCCAAUGAUUCUCCUGAUAAGGAGUUUACUGAAGAAAUUCUAUCUUACACAGAUACCUUUUACAAGACAGUUGUUUCUUCUUUUAAAGGAGAUGUGAAUGAGGCUGAUACUGCUUUUGAUUACAUUGAGAAUGUUCUCUCCAAGUAUGAUAAUGGACCUUUCUUCCUUGGCCAAUUUAGUUUGGUGGAUAUAGCAUAUGCUCCUUUUAUGGAAAGAUUUCAACCUUUUCUAGUGGAAGUGAAAAAUUAUGACAUUACAUUGGGCAGACCUAAAUUGGCGGCAUGGAUUGAGGUAGAUCAUGCAGUAAAAUCUUAUUUAUUUAAUAUUUUGGUGAAUUGA